Molecule: messenger RNA, 474 nt
Organism: Glarea lozoyensis ATCC 20868
Lineage: Eukaryota; Fungi; Ascomycota; Leotiomycetes; Helotiales; Helotiaceae
Product: POZ
Exons: 2
Coding region: 1-474 (157 amino acids)
Molecular function (GO): protein binding
Source: RefSeq, a predicted model, not a curated record
AUGACUUCCUCAACACUCGCCCCCGGCGUGUUAGCCAAACUCUACGAAACCAGAAAAUACAGCGACUUCAUCCUAGUAUGCCACGGAAAAGAAAUCCCCGUCCACAAGUCCGUCGUCUGCACCCGAUCUCCAGUAAUGGCCGCAGCAUGCGACGGAGGCUUUGAUCUCAAGACCGUGGAACGCAUGAUCGAGUUCAUGUACACCGACAACUACGAAGAUGGCCACAAAGCUUUCACAGAGGAUCUCGGCUGCACCACCCCCAAAACCCCAGAAUCCUUCAUGGAAAUGGCAGACAAGCUCCUGCUCAACGCGAACAUGAAUGUGAUAGGCAACUACUAUGACAUACCCGAACUCCGAAAGCUCGCAGUCAAAACGUACGAAUUCGUAUCUCCCCACAUCAGUGCUUACGCGUUUCAAAGUUUCUCGCCGAGAUCGAUGACGGCGCGCUCGAUGAUGAUUUUCGUAAGGCCAUAA